AUGUCGCGAAACCCAAGGCAGCGGCGCGAGCGCCGCGCCAAGAUGAGCGAGGAGGACGAGAUGGCCUUCUACGAGAAGCGCUUCCGUGAGCGGAACCCCAACUUUCGCCGCGGUACCGGCGGUGCCGGCGUCAUUAGCAUGAACACACCUGCCCUCGUCGAGUCCAUGCUCGACCUGGCCGAGAUGAACCCGUACGACAUCGACUCGGUCACCGACAAGGACGCUGUGGCGCUGUCGCUGCUGGACGACCCUACCCUGCCGGACGAAGACCGCGCAGUUCUUGCCGCCGCUCUUCGUCGCAAGGGCGUGCUGCGGAACCGCCCGCCACCGUCAUCGUCAUCGGCCGUGCGCGGCCGCGGGCGUGGCCCGGACUCGCGCUCGCGCUCGAGGCUCACGGUCCCAUGGUUCGCGGGAGCGAGGGUCAUCACCGCGAACCAAGACAUCGUCGUCUACCUGUCCUGGCUGCAAUCAGGCCCUGAGCUCAGGCUCAACAAAGUUCUGUGUCGAGUGCGGAACACGACUGGCGCCGAGCAGUACGUGAUCCCGACAACGACUGCGCUGUUCUAUUCCCGUCGUCGCCCGGGCCAGGGCUCGUGGUCGCGCAUGGCCGGAGCUCGGCUUUAA
Molecule: messenger RNA, 624 nt
Organism: Thecamonas trahens ATCC 50062
Lineage: Eukaryota; Apusomonadida; Apusomonadidae
Exons: 2
Coding region: 1-624 (207 amino acids)
Source: RefSeq, a predicted model, not a curated record